Molecule: messenger RNA, 3104 nt
Organism: Haliotis rubra (blacklip abalone)
Lineage: Eukaryota; Metazoa; Mollusca; Gastropoda; Lepetellida; Haliotidae
Product: lysosomal aspartic protease-like
Biological process (GO): proteolysis
Molecular function (GO): aspartic-type endopeptidase activity
Source: RefSeq, a predicted model, not a curated record
AACACCUGUUCCGGGGCCUACGCAUAAAGCUGACCGACUGCUCGGAGCUUUUCUCAGAAUCUUGUCUUGUGGAGCGAAGCGGGAAGCUAAACAGUGAUGAAAACGUUUAUCGUCUGCCUGGCCUUAUUGGCCACUUGCUAUGGACUUGUCAGAAUCCCACUAUACAAAAUCAAGACUGCUCGUCAAUCUUUGAAAGAACAUGGCAUGUCAAUUGAGAGCCUCAGCAGGAAGUACAGUGUCGGGAACUUGAAUGGACCAGACCCUGAGCCUCUCAGUAACUACCUUGAUGCCCAGUACUAUGGACCCAUCAGUAUCGGAACACCAGCCCAGGACUUCAAGGUUAUCUUUGAUACUGGAUCUUCCAACUUGUGGGUGCCGUCCAAGAAAUGUUCCUUGACUGAUAUUGCCUGUUUGCUCCACAACAAAUAUGACAGUACCAAGUCCAGCACAUACAUCGCCAAUGGCACAAAAUUCGCCAUCCAGUAUGGCACUGGUGAGCUCAGUGGCUUCCUCAGCACUGAUGACGUUACAAUUGGUCAGGUAACAGUGAAGAAACAGACAUUUGCUGAGGCCACCAAACAGCCUGGAAUCACAUUUGUUGCUGCCAAGUUUGAUGGAAUCCUUGGACUGGGCUAUUCUUCCAUCUCCGUGGAUCAGGUUGUCCCCGUCUUCUACAACAUGGUGCAGCAAAACUUGUUCCACAGUCUCUUCUCCUUCUAUCUGAGUCGUGACCCUAAGGCAAAGGAAGGUGGUGAGCUCAUCUUCGGAGGUAGUGACCCAGCCAAGUACACUGGCAACUUCACCUACGUACCAGUCUCGCGGCAAGGAUAUUGGGAGUUUAAAAUGGAUGGCAUCACACUGGGUACAACGACAUUCUGUCAAGGAGGCUGCAAUGCCAUCGCAGACACUGGCACUUCUCUCCUGGCUGGACCCACAUCAGAUGUCACCAAGUUGAACCAGCUCAUCGGAGCAACACCACUAGCCAAGGGAGAGUACAUGAUCGACUGUAACAAGAUCCCCAGCCUGCCUGUCAUCAAUUUCACAAUUGGAGGAAAAGUGUUCAGUCUCACAGGGCAGCAGUAUGUUCUCACGGUUUCUGAGGGCGGGGUGAGCAUCUGUCUGAGCGGCUUUAUUUCUCUGGACGUGCCGCCUCCCAGGGGUCCCCUGUGGAUUCUGGGAGAUGUUUUCAUUGGACCAUACUACACCGAGUUUGAUCUUGGCAAAAAUCGAGUCGGAUUUGCUCCAACAAGGAACUAAUUGUUACUGUAUGAAAAUGUUUAGAAUAAACUUAUGUUUUCAGAUAUGUUGAAUAUUUCUAAAUGAGGUGUAUAAUAAAGGGUGAAGUGUGAGAUUAUUGGUGUACCAUUCAUGAAAAUUGGUUGUGUAAAACACAGAUGUAGUUUAAAAGUCACUAAUCAAACAUUUUCUUUAUGACAAAGUACAAUGAAGAUUAAUAAUGAUUGAUACAUGAAAACAUCAUAGGGAUAGAGAUGUUACCAGCUUUUGUUUUUACACCUUUAAUUUCAAAACAGUAUAAAAUAACAUAAUUCCUAUAGUGCUAUGUAGACCAUGAAGUGAGAGAAGAACGAAUUAAGGAAGGAAGAAAUCUGUACAGUGAUGCACAGCCUAAUCUGUUGUGAUCUGUGUUGAUCAAUGUGAUUUGAUCAAGUGAAAUCUUGUCUAAAAGACCACUCAGUUUUACAUUUGAAAGAUUUGAAAUCUUGGUGUAAUGGCUAAUUUGUUGAUUUAAUCAGAGUCUUUAUUUGUUGUUGGUAAUGAUGUUUAUAUUGAUGCAAUGUAACCCGGAUUGUAGUUUUAUGUGUUGUAAAGAAGGGAUGAAAUCUGAAAAUGUACUAAUCGAAAUUGAAGAUGCACCUACAAAGUGUUUGGCAUGCCUUUGAAAGUUUGAGCUUUUCUUUUAGUUUUAGAGCUUGAAAUCUUCAUACGAAAUCCACUGACAUUGCUUGGCUAGAGACUGACUAAUAUUAUCCUUUGCAGGGAUUGGGAAAGGCAGGGGCCAUGGGCCAUUUUGCACAUUAGAAUAAAAAAUGGCCCAUUAAUAUUUUGAAGUUUACUAUUGAUACAAGGGCAGUGGCCCAUUCUAAAUUCAGAAAAUGGCUAACAAUUCUGAAAAUGGCCCAUUGUCAAAGUUCUCUAUCCCAAUCCCUGCUUUGAUUACAUUUCUUGUAAUCUAUAUCAUUAAAGAUUGUCUUUGCAUGAAUCUCAAUAAUGAUGAAGAGACAUUAACGACACUCUUGUGUGCCUUCUAUCAUCCAGUAGUAUGAAACAUUUGGUGAAAAAUGAGGUGUUAUUAACACUUGACUAACACUUGAUAUGGCUUUAUUAAUCUUCAGUGUCCAGAUAAUUGGUCUUGCUGGUGUAUAGGUCUGUAUGUGACUUAAUAACAUCACCAACGAACAUUUACAAACUUAUAUAUCCAGAGGAUGUAAUCAUAAUCAUUUGGUAUAGCCUUUGACCACCUGGUUUGGCAAACAUAUGCAUGAAUGCCUUUAUAACAGAGCCUUCACUCUGUCAUCAUUGUCUUGUUGCUGCUUCUCUGGUGUCAGGCCUUUGCUUGACCUUUCUGCUUGGCUUAUCUAAUAUCUUUUGUGUUGCAGUUCUUUCUUUCAUCUGUUGUUGGAGCAGGAGGGUGGUUUGAAACUUUAUUAAUUUAUUCAGAUUUACAUUAAUUCCAGCAACUUUAUCCACAAAAUGAGCGGAUCUAGUACAAAGUUUCAGAACAACUAUGUAAUCAAUACCUACAAAGAUCAUUUAUGCCUCCUUCUAAUGCACCUCAUGAAAUAUUUUCGCCAGUUGGCAAUAUUAUUUUUAAAAUCCGUUUGAUAAGGUAUCUGAGGCACGAGUAGCAUGAUUGAAGCCGGCCUUAUAUACUUUCAAUCACUGAUUUGUCUUGAACUUUCUCACCCUCAUUCUCUUGCAGUAGCUUAAUGUUUUUAACCUCUUCUUCAUCCUAGCAUGAGUGGAGACCUUGGGCACUCUUCUAAUCCUCAGCAUCUUGAUCCAUUAAGCUGUAACGGAUUUUGUAAGAGUCUCUGUUGAUAUUUGGAAGAAAGCGCAAUUCAAAUUGUGUACUCAAAGGAAAA